AUGACCCAUCAUCUUCGCAGUCGUCACGAUGCUAUCUGUGUUGGAGUCGGAACAGCUAUAGCCGAUGACCCGGGACUAAACUGUCGUCUCGCGGCUGAUUCUCCGCCAUUGGAGACUUCGCCGACCGGUGAUACAGCCGGCGUCGGCGCUCUCUUAGGACUUGCUUCCAUCUCAACCAAGCAAUCUGUGAUCGAUGAAACUAACAGCGCUAUGACUGCGCGUCAGCCUCGGCCCAUAGUUAUCGACCCAAGAUUACGCUGGGAUUUCAAGUCCGAGAGCAAAGUAAUGAAGCUAGCUCGGGCAGGCAAAGGCUUGGCUCCAUACAUCAUAACAGCUAUACCUAACCCCCCAGAAGAUAAGAAGAAAUUAUUGCAGGACCAUGGCGGGAAGUUCAUCAUCCUAACCCAACCUCGAAAUACAGUAUCUGACGUGGGACCGGACAAUCGUCGUUUCGAUUGGCGUGCCAUCUUAGCAGCUGUACGAAAAGAGGGGCUACAAAGCAUCAUGAUCGAAGGUGGCGGCGAGGUGAUCAACUCACUCCUUUCUCAGGAAAAUUCACAGCUAAUUGACUCGGUUAUAAUAACUAUCGCGCCUACUUGGCUCGGUCAGGGGAGUGUUUUUGUUUCUCCACCUCGAAGCGUCAAUCCUAACGGCGGCCCGAGCCCUGUAGCUCGGCUUUCAAACAUAACAUACAUGCCCCUUGGAGAAGAUCUAGUCCUAUGUGGAAACUUUGCAUCCCAAGAUUAA
Messenger RNA from Daldinia childiae, 747 nucleotides. RefSeq names its product 2,5-diamino-6-ribosylamino-4(3H)-pyrimidinone 5'-phosphate reductase. The record is from RefSeq and is a predicted model, not a curated record. The transcript has a single exon. Gene Ontology annotation, biological process: riboflavin biosynthetic process. Gene Ontology annotation, molecular function: 5-amino-6-(5-phosphoribosylamino)uracil reductase activity. Lineage: Eukaryota; Fungi; Ascomycota; Sordariomycetes; Xylariales; Hypoxylaceae. The coding region runs from base 1 to 747 and encodes 248 amino acids.